AUCAUGGAUGUGAAUUUCUCCACUGUUCUGGAUAGCAACGUGUCGGAGAGAGACUCGUCUAAGCGUGUGCUCACAGGCUGCUUCCUCUCCCUCCUCAUUCUCACCACUCUGCUGGGGAAUACACUGGUGUGUGCCGCCGUCACCAAGUUCCGCCACCUGCGCACCAAGGUAACCAACUUUUUUGUCAUCUCGCUGGCUAUCUCUGAUCUGCUGGUGGCUAUCCUGGUAAUGCCAUGGAAGGCAGCGACAGAAAUCGUUGGCUUUUGGCCCUUUGGUGCCUUCUGUAAUGUCUGGGUGGCAUUUGACAUCAUGUGCUCCACUGCCUCCAUCCUUAACCUUUGUGUCAUCAGUGUGGAUCGUUACUGGGCGAUAUCCAGCCCUUUCCGCUAUGAGAGGAAGAUGACGCCGAAGGUGGCGUUUGUGAUGAUCAGCGUGGCAUGGACGCUCUCCGUGCUCAUCUCCUUCAUACCCGUGCAGCUCAACUGGCACAAAGCGCAGACGAUCAGCUACAGCGAGCUCAACGGCACCUACGUCGACAUCCCGCCCGACAACUGCGACUCCAGCCUCAACCGGACGUACGCCAUCUCGUCGUCGCUCAUCAGCUUCUACAUCCCCGUGGCCAUCAUGAUUGUCACCUACACCCGCAUCUACCGCAUCGCCCAGGUGCAGAUCCGCCGCAUCUCGGCACUGGAGCGGGCGGCGGAGAGCGCCAAGAACCGCCACAGCGGCACGGUCAACAGCGCCGCGGCCGAGUCGGAGAGCUCCUUCAAGAUGUCCUUCAAGCGCGAGACCAAAGUCCUCAAGACCCUGUCGGUGAUCAUGGGCGUGUUUGUGUGCUGUUGGUUGCCCUUCUUCAUCCUCAACUGCAUGGUGCCGUUCUGCGAACCCGAUGAGGAGGGCGGCAGCGACUUUCCCUGCAUCAGCCCCACCACCUUCGACGUGUUUGUGUGGUUCGGCUGGGCCAACUCCUCGCUCAACCCCAUCAUCUACGCCUUCAACGCCGACUUCCGCAAGGCGUUCUCCAUCCUGCUGGGCUGCCACCGCCUCUGCCCCAGCAGCAGCAACGCCGUCGAGAUCGUCAGCAUCAACAACAAUGGGGCCGCGGUGCUGCCACCGCCACCGGCGGCCAUUUGCAACCAGUAUCAGCCCAAAGGGCUCAUCCCAAAGGAGCCCAACAGCAACAGCGGCAGUUACGUCAUCCCCCACAGCACCCUGUGCCCGGAGGACGAGACCCAGUGCAAAGAGGAGGAGACUGGGAUUAAGGAGUUUGAGAAACUCUCACCCUCCAUGUCCGCAAACUUGGAGAGCGACACGGACGUCUCGUUGGAGAAGAUCAAUCCCAUCACACAGAAUGGCCAGCACAAAUCCCUUGCCUGUUGA
Messenger RNA from Sardina pilchardus (European sardine), 1380 nucleotides. It is a transcript of the gene drd1b, whose product is annotated as dopamine receptor D1b. Gene Ontology annotation, cellular component: plasma membrane. Gene Ontology annotation, biological process: adenylate cyclase-activating adrenergic receptor signaling pathway; G protein-coupled dopamine receptor signaling pathway; vasodilation. NCBI's taxonomy places the organism in Eukaryota, Metazoa, Chordata, Actinopteri, Clupeiformes, Clupeidae. Gene Ontology annotation, molecular function: G protein-coupled receptor activity; dopamine neurotransmitter receptor activity, coupled via Gs. The record is from RefSeq and is a predicted model, not a curated record. Bases 4 to 1380 code for a protein of 458 amino acids. The transcript has a single exon.